Capsella rubella is the source of this 689-nucleotide messenger RNA. Its product is annotated as probable transcription factor KAN2. The transcript is spliced from 6 exons. Bases 135 to 581 code for a protein of 148 amino acids. Gene Ontology annotation, molecular function: DNA binding; DNA-binding transcription factor activity. The record is from RefSeq and is a predicted model, not a curated record. NCBI's taxonomy places the organism in Eukaryota, Viridiplantae, Streptophyta, Magnoliopsida, Brassicales, Brassicaceae.
UAUGAAUAUUUUAAACAAAAAGUUUUCUAUAAAUAUGAUAUACAUUUUAUGAACAAAUCAUCAAUUUAACUAAGCGUUCACCCAAAACAGCACCCAUAAGAAACUCGAUCGUUAAAUCUUCCAUUACGUCAAAAAUGUCACGUAUGCGAUGGACAGACGAUCGCCAUCACCUCUUUGUUCAAGCUGUUGAAUCUCUUGGUGGCGAAAGGAAUGCAACACCUAAGACAAUUUUAAAUCGUAUGGGUGCGAGAGACAUUACAACAUCACAAAUUAAAAGCCAUCUCCAGAUGUAUAGGAAGAAGAAGGAAAGAGAUUCCAGAAAAGAAAGGAGAAUGAUACGGCAAUUGAAUCAGAGGCAGUCCCAACAAUAUGUUCAGAUCUAUGAAAACCUUCGAGAUGAUGUCCAAAUUGAAGAAAGUCCUGAGAUGGUAAACCCAAUGGAAGUAUCUUGCAAGUCUCUCUAUCAAUCUUGCAUGGUGGGACUAAAUGAAAACAGAGACAAUGAUGUCGUUGUUGCUGAGGAUGGUGCGAAUGGUGAAGAAGACAUAUCCCUUGAACUCACUCUUGGUCUCAAGUACUAAGAGGACUUUGGUUUCUAUCUUUUGUUUUUUAAGCUUGCUCUCUAUUUUAUGUAAUGCUUAUCUCAUAUGCAUAAUGGGAUAAGAAAAAUAAAAGUCAAACAAUAUGUU